Messenger RNA from Myodes glareolus (Bank vole), 2208 nucleotides. RefSeq names its product solute carrier family 35 member D4 (gene Slc35d4). The record is from RefSeq and is a predicted model, not a curated record. NCBI's taxonomy places the organism in Eukaryota, Metazoa, Chordata, Mammalia, Rodentia, Cricetidae.
UACCGGAGGACCCCAGGCCGGAGGCGAGGCUGAGGCGUCCUAGCAGAAGCGGUCCCUUUAAGGAGGCGGCGCCCGGGCGAGCUGCUCGCUGAUUGGCGGAGCGGAGCCUCGUGGCGGGGCGGCGGAGACCGAGGUGGCUGGGUGGGGUCCGGCCGGUGGGCGCAGCCUCUCCCGGGGAGCCGAGCGAGUUGACAGAUGAACGGGAGGCGCUCCCUGCUCGGCUUCACCUUUUGCACCUGCUACCUGGCUUCUCACCUCACGAACAAGUAUGUCCUGUCGGUCCUGAAAUUCACCUAUCCUACAUUAUUCCAAGGGUGGCAGACACUCAUCGGUGGACUUUUGCUUCAUAUGUCAUGGAAACUGGGUUGUGUGGAGAUCAACAGCAGUUUAAGAUCUAAUGUUUUGGCAUGGCUUCCUGCUUCAGUGCUGUCAGUGGGUAUAAUCUAUGCAGGGUCCAGAGCUUUGUCCAGACUGGCUGUUCCUGUGUUUUUCAUUUUGCAUAAUGUAGCUGAAGUUCUCAUCUGCGGGUUCCAGAAGUGUGUCUGGAAAGAGAAAACAUCGCCCACAAAGAUCUGUAGUGCCCUCUUCCUCAUGGCUGCUGCAGGGUGCCUUCCCUUCCAGGACGCACAGUUUGAUGCAGAUGGAUAUUCUUGGGCUGUAGUUCACUUAUUUUGUGUAGGGGCUUACAAAAUACUUCGGAAAUCCCAGAAGCCCAGCGUGUUAAGUGACAUUGACCAGCAGUACUUGAACUAUAUAUUCAGUGUGGCACUCCUGGCAGCGGCGUCUCAUCCCACAGGUGACCUCUUCAGUGCCGUGGACUUCCCAUUCCUGUCUUUCUACAGAUUCCACAGCAGCUUCUGUGCCAGCGGAGUUUUAGGAUUCUUUCUCAUGCUCAGCACAGUAAAGCUGAAAAGCAUUCUGGCCCCAGGGCAGUGCGCAGCCUGGAUUUUCUUUGCUAAGGUCAUCACAGCUGGCUUGUCACUCUUGCUGUUUGAUGUGGUCCUGACCAGUGCAACUGUGGGCUGCUUCCUGCUUGGUGGACUUGGCGAGGCCCUGCUGGUUUUCUCGGAGCGGAGAAGUUCCUGAUGGAGAUGCUCAAGGAAAGGAAACACUCGUCUGCUGCAGGAGAACACAGCACUCGGGCCUCCCUCUUAAGGGACAUAGAAAGAGCUCAUACAGUGCACCCAAGCUGCUCUCGGUGUUUGCUGAUGACUCAAACACCCCACUUUCUCAUUACUGAGGGGAGGAUUUCCCAGGGGCCUCUACACCACUGCAGAGAAAGGACCCAUCUUACAUCUUCUCAUGCAGGACCAUCUCCACUCCGCUGCACCCAGUUCUGCAGAAUCAGAGGCAGGGGAUGGACCACAGCCUCUGGAUGCCAAGACUUCCACCAAACACUGUUCUGUAUUUGAGGUUACAGUCCAUGGAGUCUUAUUGCAUUUUUUUUUUUUUGGUGGUGUUUUAUGUCUUUCCAUUUUGGAGUCUCUUCCACCCUUUGAUUUUUCUGGUUUACCCACAUGCCCACCCACAGAAAACAAGACAUGAAUGCUCCUUAGGGUCAUGUAGGGCAGGGCAGGGUUGGGGGCUGAGCAGGGUUCUGGACCAAGUGAGGUACCAAGAAAGAUCUUUAGACGGUGUUGUGAGUUGUGGUUGAUGUAGAUUUAUUUCCAGCUUCUAAAUUUCUUUUGGUUCUUGUGAAUUUGUCAGAAUGUGUUGAGUUCUGUAGAAUCUGUUAGGUUAGGUGACUAAAUCAAUUACCUGAAGACUUUUGAGUCCUAUGUGGCUCAGGUGGGUCACCAACGCCUUACCUGCUCUGUAUUCUGAGAGCUGAGACUACAAACAUGCAUUCCUAUUCGUAGGUUUUGUUCCUUAAAGUUUUUAAAAAUGUAAUUCCUUCAUAUCUCAGAUGAGAUCUCAAGGCAUUGACCAGUGGAUUUUAUCUCUCACACCAGAUUAAUGAUUGGAGUAAAGUCCCACACCUCACCACUGAGAAGAAGCUACUUUACAGAAAAUAGUCGCUUGACUCUGAAUCCACUAAGGCUUAAGAAAAUAAUGCUUCAAUCUAGAUAUUUCUUCUUACUGAUUUUACAAAUACUUUUUUAAAGGCUCAAUAAAAUGGUCAUUUAUUAGUUUACUACAAUGUUCUCAAACUUUAGUGUACAACAGAAUCAUCCAGAAGGUUCAUUAAAACUCACAUUGCUGACAUUG